Molecule: messenger RNA, 3424 nt
Organism: Chinchilla lanigera (long-tailed chinchilla)
Lineage: Eukaryota; Metazoa; Chordata; Mammalia; Rodentia; Chinchillidae
Gene: Usp3
Product: ubiquitin specific peptidase 3
Exons: 16
Coding region: 1406-2893 (495 amino acids)
Biological process (GO): protein deubiquitination
Cellular component (GO): cytoplasm
Molecular function (GO): cysteine-type deubiquitinase activity; zinc ion binding
Source: RefSeq, a predicted model, not a curated record
CUGCUGCCCCUUCCCCGCGGGCUCCGGCUGCCUCGUGAGCUCGGGCGGCCGAGGCCGGAGUCUUUCGUCAGCCGGGGAGGGUGAAGUUGGAAAACAAACUGCGGGCUCGGCGCUCGGGAGAGCCAGCCGACAGCUGCUUUGGCGGGGCGGCCGGAGUUCGCGUUUCUAAGAUUGUUUCAGGACAGUCUUCGGGUUGCCUGGAAUCGCGCUGGGAUUCCCGGGCUCGAGCUCCGUAAAACAGUGCUUAGGGUUAGGGGAUGCUUCGGAACAGCCUGAGCGUUUUAAGUCCUCCCACCGGCCCGCUCGGAAGCCCGCAGCGCGCUCUCAUUGUCUGCCCCCAGCGACUUAGGAUCGCACCAGCCUCCCUGCUUUGAUUACUUCCUGGUAGGGCCCUGGUGCCGCUCGAGCCUUUGUUUAUUAGCUCCGAGAUGAUCCCCGGUAGCUUGGGUUGUGGAGUAACAUUUGAAUUGUGCACUUCAGAAUUUCCCUAAGUUCAUUUGCCGAAAUGUAGGAAAACAGCGAAUGUACGCUUUAGCGGUGUGACAUUGCUCAGUGUGGCUCGGAGCUGGGAAAUUAGAGAAUCCUAAAACACUUUUGACAGGUUACCUCUUAAAGGGUGAUUAUGGUCCUAGAGAAAAAAAAAUGGUAGUGUUACAAAGCAAAAUGUAUUCCAGGAUAAGAAAUAGAAAUAACCGCAUUUUUUUUUUUUUAUUCAGGCGUUUGACGCUUUGCUGCCUUUGUAAAGUCAGAUGUAUUUUUCCGCAUGAAGCUUUUAAAGAUUAACCAGUUAAUUGGUUUCAACAGGGCAGCACUGCAGUUCUUUUGUGAGGAUGCAGACAUUUGUGUGAAUUGCAGUCGCUCUUACCUAGGAAUGUGUCUUGAACACUGAAUGUUGAAUAUUGGAACCAGAAAAGGUGUACCAUAUCGCUUUACAAGUUGGUGGCAUACUAGCUGUAGCUGUGGUGGUAAAUUUUUUCAAAAGAGAUUUGAAAAAAAAAAAAAAAAAGACCAGAGUAAACAACUAGGAAAAUCCUACCUCACAAGGAAUGAGGCAAUUACUCUGGCUCAUCUGUAGUAAACUACAGGAACACAAAGUGCUCAGUUAGCACAUUUGGGGAUUUUUGUAGGUAAAAUCACACCAAACUUAAAAAUGGCUUCGCUGGGCACAUGCACCUAAAAACACGAGAACUGUACAAAUGACAGAUAACCUGCUGCGAAUCAGUCUUACCUCUGCCAGUCAAGAGGCCCACUUGAUUGUGGAACAGAGAGGCAAAAAAAUCAAGCAUUUCUUGAGGAAUUCACUUAAUGGAAGACAGCUGGACUCGUUAUCUGCCUGUGCAUCCCAUCUCUCAGCUAUCACACUUCAUGUGGCUUCUGGAAAACUCCAUUGCAUGCUCUUGAGAGAAUGAGAGUAAGCGAUAAAAUGUGCCGGUCCAACAAAAGCCCCUGGGUCUGUUUGACUUGCUCAAGUGUCCACUGUGGAAGGUAUGUGAACGGCCAUGCUAAAAAACAUUAUGAAGAUGCACAAAUACCCUUAACCAACCAUAAGAAAUCAGAAAAGCACGAUAAGCCUCAGCAUACAGUGUGUAUGGAUUGCAGUAGCUACAGUACAUACUGUUAUCGCUGUGAUGAUUUUGUGGUUAAUGACACCAAGCUGGGGCUGGUACAGAAAGUCAGAGAACACUUACAGAACUUGGAAAACUCAGCGUUCACAGCUGACAGGCAUAGGAAGAGAAAAUUUUUGGAGAACUCAUCACUAAACAGCAAGUUAUUAAAAGUAAAUGGAAGUACCACUGCCAUUUGUGCUACAGGUCUUCGGAAUCUGGGCAACACGUGUUUCAUGAACGCCAUCCUUCAGUCACUCAGUAACAUUGAGCAGUUUUGCUGUUAUUUCAAAGAACUGCCCGCGGUGGAGUUAAGGAAUGGGAAGACGGCGGGAAGGAGAACGUACCACACCAGGAGCCAAGGGGACAGCAGCGUGUCCCUGGUGGAGGAGUUCAGAAAGACACUGUGCGCUUUAUGGCAAGGCAGCCAGACCGCCUUUAGUCCAGAGUCCUUGUUUUAUGUUGUUUGGAAGAUUAUGCCCAAUUUUAGGGGCUACCAGCAGCAGGACGCCCACGAGUUCAUGCGCUACCUUCUGGACCACCUACACCUGGAACUUCAGGGUGGUUUCAAUGGGGUUUCCCGAUCAGCAAUUCUGCAAGAGAAUUCUCUGUCUGCAAGUAACAAGUGCUGCAUAAACGGAGCAUCAACUGUUGUCACCGCUAUAUUCGGAGGCGUUCUCCAGAACGAGGUCAACUGCCUCAUCUGUGGGACGGAGUCCAGAAAGUUUGAUCCAUUCUUAGACCUUUCAUUAGAUAUUCCAAGUCAGUUCAGAAGUAAACGCUCUAAGAAUCAAGAAAAUGGACCAGUUUGUUCAUUACGAGAUUGUCUUCGCAGUUUCACUGACUUAGAAGAACUGGACGAGACAGAGUUAUAUAUGUGCCACAAAUGCAAAAAGAAACAAAAGUCCACAAAAAAGUUCUGGAUUCAAAAACUUCCCAAGGUGCUAUGCUUACAUCUGAAAAGAUUUCACUGGACGGCAUAUUUAAGGAACAAAGUUGACACUUACGUCGAGUUUCCGCUGAGAGGCCUCGACAUGAAAUGCUACUUGCUUGAGCCCGAGAACAGUGGCCCCGAGAGCUGCCUGUACGACCUGGCGGCGGUGGUGGUGCACCAUGGCUCCGGGGUCGGCUCUGGACAUUACACAGCCUACGCAGGUCACGAAGGCCGCUGGUUCCACUUCAACGACAGCACCGUGACGCUGACCGAUGAGGACACCGUGGGGAAGGCGAAGGCCUACAUCCUGUUUUACGUGGAGCGCCAGGCCAAAGCUGGAUCAGACAAACUUUAAUACCUCUCGAAAUCAUUAUGCAACUCUACCGGACAAACAUUUCCAAUUUUCCAUAAAUACUUGAUCCAAGAUUUAAUUUCAUUAUGCACUUUUCAAUUUCCGGUUCUGGAUUUAGUUUUGUCAAUGGUAGUGACUUACUGAACAUGGGCACCAACUAAUUUUUUGUUGUCGUUGUUCUACCAGAAAACCUCAGCAGAUGUUUUGAUUUGCUGCUUUAGUUGUAAUAAUUCAAUUUUUAUAUGUAGUUUCAAGAACUUAGUUCUGUUUGACUUUUUUAUAUUAAUGUUUUCCAUUCUCACCGAGGCACAUUUACAUCCAUGCUUUUAUUACUCACACGCUGAAAGCCGGGGCGCCCCGGGUGUGGAGGGCGAGGCCGCGCCCAGCGCCGAGGUGGCUCCGGGCGCAGGCCGCGCUCGCGGGGGCGGCCAGGAGGUUCCCCGCGACUGCUCAGUGCUGCUGCCUGUGCAGGGCACGAGGGCGCUGCCGCUGUGCAUCAGCACUAACUGAAUAAACGUGUCGGUUCAGCCGUUA